AAGUCAGAAAACUCAGCCUUCUCUCUCUCUCUCUCUCUCUCUCUCUCUCUGCCUUCAUCCUUCUUCUCCUUCACAUUCUAUCUGCCAUAUAAGUACACAGAUUGUGCACGGUAGGCAGCAAGAAAGUACUUAAAUAUAUGCGCUACGAGGUGUUCGUCUUCGUCUUCGUCAUCGUUCAGCCAAAUUAAGUCUCAUAUAUAUCUAUAUAUAUAACUGGUACUAGCUUGCUGGCCGGGAAUUGAAUAGUAGUGGUGAAGAAGGUGCUGUAGGCCGCAGAGAGGCAGCAGGGAGAAUGAGAGGGUUUGAGAGGAAAGGAGUCCGGCAGUACAACCGGUCGGAGGUGCCGCGGAUGCGGUGGACGGAGGAGCUUCACCGGCAGUUCGUCCAGGCCGUCGAGUGCCUCGGCGGCCAGGACGAAGCAACUCCUAAACGAAUUCUUCAGUUGAUGGGCGUGAAAGGAGUUAGCAUAUCUCAUAUCAAGAGCCAUCUCCAGAUGUACAGAAGUUCUAGCAACAGCAGCAGUGCCCAUCAGUCCAGCCUCCAGAAGUCGACAUCAAGCAGCAACAGGAAGCGCGUGUUCUUGAACCGUGAAGAUCACUGCGCCUACGCGUCACCGGAUGGAAACACGGUAGCUUCAGACAAAAAUAUUUACGCCGCUUUGCUCCACGGUUGCAGUCAGUGGUCACCAUACCAAAUACCAUCGCUACAGGAAGUAUUCAGAAGCUGGGAACAAAGUAGAGGGCGUAUUCCUGGGAACUCCAACGUGCUGACAAUAGAGAAGGCGGCGGUUAAGCCAAGUCACACUGCUUCCAACAGGAGGCCUGAUGAGAAGCAAACGGGCUGCAACCUCACGCUGUCGAUCGGCCUGUGGGAGGACGCGAGCAGCGACGCCGACGGCUCGAGCACGAUCAGUGAGGAGCUCCGGGCUCCGGCAGCCGGUUCUCGCCGUGUCGCCACCGUGAAGGAGGAGGAGAGCAAGCCAGCGCUGAACCUGGACUUGACCAUCUCAUCGUCUUGGCUGGCGUGAUGCACACUCACGUAAAGCUCGUGUACACAGCUGUACGGACACAUGCAGAGCUAGUAGCAGAGAUUGUGUGAUCAGGCUUCAGUAGACUGUAUAUGGCGUGGUAGUCCGAUCCAGAUAGGUCUCUCGGAUUUUCGUGUCAUCGUCCCCUUCGCCACACUCCGAUCCGUUCUUGUUUUUUUUUCUUUUUAGAUUUGUAUAAAUUUUCGGGUUUGAUCGAAUAGGAAUCGGGGCUUCAGACGACGAUGGGUGAGGAAUUUCUGCUAUCCUUUUCUUUCUCCUCGGGAGAAGACGCUGUAUACCCGAAUUCCUCACCUGCCAUCGUCUGAAAUGUUCUAUUUCUGAUCGAUCUGUAGACUCUUAGAAAGGACUUUGCAUGUUGUUAGUUUGUUACUACUAGCUAUUUCAGUAAAAAGGCAUAUGACAGAUAUAUAUCUUGAAUUUACUAUUUUCGGUUGCGGAAAAUA
Molecule: messenger RNA, 1491 nt
Organism: Panicum virgatum (switchgrass)
Lineage: Eukaryota; Viridiplantae; Streptophyta; Magnoliopsida; Poales; Poaceae
Product: myb family transcription factor MPH1-like
Exons: 5
Coding region: 293-1027 (244 amino acids)
Molecular function (GO): DNA binding; DNA-binding transcription factor activity
Source: RefSeq, a predicted model, not a curated record